AUGGGAGAACCAACAGAAAGAUAUGCAGUGGUGACAGGCUCAAACAAAGGAAUUGGGUUUGAGAUAGUGAGGCAGUUAGCUGAAGCUGGAAUCAAAGUAGUGCUUACAGCAAGAGAUGAGAAAAGAGGUCUUCAAGCAUUGGAAACACUUGAAGCUUCUGGUUUAUCUCAUUCUGUUGUUUUUCAUCAACUAGAUGUGGCUGAUGCUUCAAGUGUAGCUACUCUUGCAGAUUUUGUCAAAUCACAGUUUGGCAAACUUGAUAUUCUGGUUAAUAAUGCUGGGGUUGGUGGAAUUGAAAUUAAAGAUAGUAAUUUAUUCAGUUCAGCAAUCAUUACAAACGGGCAGGCACUAUCUGAUGAUGAAUUGAGAAGUUCAAUGACACAAACAUAUGAGUCAACUAAAGAAUGUUUGAAAAUAAAUUAUGAUGGAGCUAAAACAACAUUUGAACAUCUUGUUCCUCUCCUCCAGUUAUCAGAUUCACCAAGAGUAGUCAAUGUAUCAUCAUCAUUGAGCAAGAUAGAGCAGUGUGUAUCAAAUGAAUGGGCUAAAGGAGUUUUCAGUGAUGUUGAAAACCUUACAGAAGAGAGAAUAGAUGAAGUGUUAAAGGAAUUUCUCAAGGAUUUUGAACAAGGGUCUUUAGAAAGAAAUGGUUGGCCUAGGUAUUUGGCUGCCUAUACUGUUGCUAAAGUUUCAAUGAAUGCUUAUACAAGAAUUAUUGCGAAAAAAUAUCCGAAUUUCUGCAUCAAUUGUGUUUGUCCUGGUUAUGUGAAGACAGAUAUGACUGCGAAUACAGGUUUCUACACUGCAAAAGAAGGCGCUGUGCAUCCUGUUAGUUUAGCGGAUGCUCAAGCAAAGCAGGCUGUUAAUAUUGAAGGUGAAGUUCAAGAAGAUGAUCUCGUUGCAAGAUCUGACAAUAUGCCAUGCCACUGCCAAAAACUAUUGGCAACUAUGUUACAUUUCUUGUUGAAGGUUUGCUUAGAAAUUUAG
Molecule: messenger RNA, 987 nt
Organism: Vicia faba (fava bean)
Lineage: Eukaryota; Viridiplantae; Streptophyta; Magnoliopsida; Fabales; Fabaceae
Source: the annotation of a GenBank genome assembly